Molecule: messenger RNA, 3288 nt
Organism: Parnassius mnemosyne (clouded apollo)
Lineage: Eukaryota; Metazoa; Arthropoda; Insecta; Lepidoptera; Papilionidae
Source: the annotation of a GenBank genome assembly
AUGACUACAGUUAAACUGGGUAUAAGAGUGAGACCGUUUACGGAGAAGGAACUUAAAUCUGAAAAAGAUCGAGUUGCAGUUGUGUGUGUGAGCGAUGAACAUACAGUUACAAUAACAAACAUAAAAGUAAACGCAUCUGGCGCGGGAGACAGUCGUGAGCGUCUACGUCGAUACUUUGCUGACUAUACCUUCAACAGCGCUUGUUGCGUUACACAGCAACACUAUGCGUCUCAAGAAAGGAUAUUCGAAACCAUCGGUCAAGAAGUGUUGACAAGUAUGUCACAGGGUGUAUCUGCUUGUGUGCUCGCAUACGGACAAAGCGCGACAGGCAAAACCUACACUAUGAUGGGGACAGAGUCUAAGCCUGGCUUGAUACCGAGGCUUUGUCGGGCACUUGGAGAUGAAAAUCCGUCCGACAUUAAAGUGAGCUAUCUAGAGAUUUACAACGAGCGAGUACACGAUUUGCUCGCUGGCGAGGCGGUGCCGGCUCUCGAUACCUUCAGCUCUUUACCAAGGCGCAAGGGCAACGCUCGCAAAGAUCUGCGUGUGAGAGAACAUCCUUCUAGUGGGCCAUAUGUGCAAAAUCUACGUCGCGUGUCUGUACGCGAUGUGGAGGCUCUGCUGUCUAUAGUGGAGGAGGGCACACGUCGUCGCCGCACAGCUACCACCCGGCGCAACCCGGCAUCGUCCCGCUCACACGCCCUACUGGAGCUGUGCACUACACGGUGUACACUUCAUCUCGCCGAUUUAGCUGGAAGUGAAAAGGCAAGUUGGGAGGGUUGUGGCGGAGGAAGACAGAAAGAAGGCGCAAACAUCAACAAGUCACUAGUGGCGCUUAGUAACGUUAUUUCAGCAUUGGUAACAGGGGGAAGUAGUCGCAGCAAAUUUGUCCCCUAUAGAGACUCGGCACUGACGUGGCUUUUGAAAGAUUGUUUCACUGGAGGAGCAAAUAUAUUUAUUAUAGCCACUGUGGCACCAAGUGUUGCGUGUUACGGUGAAUCAGCUUCUACACUUCGUUGGGCAGCUCAAGCUCGUCGCCUGCAGGCUCCAAAGACUACACCUGUGACAGGCGUGGUUUCUAAAAGUGCUCUUCAAGAACAGCUCAAUCACUUACUAUCUGAACUAGAAAAACACCACAUAAGAUAUAUACCUGAAAGUGGAAAAAUAACAUAUGACGACAAGCAUUGGAUGUUAGAUGUAAAAGAUAAAAGUAUUGAAUCUCGUUUAUCAAAUACAGCACCAAAAAUAGGCAAUAUAAUGAAUAAUAUAUUACAUCCAAAACCUGAAAUUGUAAAUUUAGACUCGACGAAUUCGUCAGUGCCCAGUAGAAGUUUGGAUGAUAUUAAUGUUAUAGAUAAAAAUACAAAAAUAGUUAACGAAAUUAGAAAAGAAGUUGAUAAAUUAAUUGGUCCAACUUUAGAAAGAACUAGAAGUGGCAGUGUUUUGGAAGUCACGACACCAUUAAAACACAAAAAGAGACAAUAUGGUUCGCAAGAAGUGCUGCCUAUUGAAAAGCCUUUGCAUGGUGGAAAUAAUGAAUCCUUUUCUGAUAUACCGCAAAAUGCAAAUGAAAAGUAUUAUGAAAAAGGUACCAUUGCAACUAUAAGUCAACCUAUGCCAAUUUUGUAUAAAAACCAAAGAGCAGAUAUUGUUGCCUCUGUUACUGAAAGAUUGUAUUCGAAAUUUAAAAAAGAAGGCACGGUUAACAAAACAGACUCUAUGGUUGAGAAAAAAAUCAUGCAGCCUUUAAGCGAGUUGAAGAUUUGCACUAAUGCUCGCCAACGUUUUACGGAAUUAAGUCAAAAAGCGAUAAGGAACAAGAGAAGACUAGGUAUACCAGCCCACACACAAACAAGGAAGACAGUGAUACGAGUUAAAGAUCGAGGAAUCGAUGUUCAAACGGAUCUAGAACCGUUUAUUAAACAAAAAGAUAAUAUAGUAGUGCUAUAUCGGGACGUUAGUACUGAAACAAUUCCUAUGACACCCAGGUAUAAAGAAGUCGCAGUAGGUGAUGGUUUUUUAAGUUAUCAUGAUAAGUCCACAACUAUGGAGUUUAAGAAAAUAUUUAAGAAAAGUACUAGCGUAAUGACCGAUGUUAAAUCAGAAAGAACUAUUUGCACCCAAACUCAAGUGAGUCCUACUCCAAGAAGAAGGAAAAAGUCUCUUACAGACUCAAAACCACAUUAUCAAAAUGAUUACAAACAAAAAUGUGUAGAAAAUUCUUUAGCCUCUUCGAUUAUUAAUAUAAAAAUAUCACCUAUGUAUUCGUUGGAUUCUGAUUCACUGAGUUCUAGUGAAAGUUCAGAAAUCAGGUUUGACGAAAAUGGAACUUUAAAAACUCAUGGUGUCUUUACAAACCAUAAUGGUAAUAACACUUCAACAGAACAUCAACAAAGAAUUUUAGAACUAAGUAAAGAAGAAAACUCCGAAAAGCAUAAGGAGAUAACUGCAUUACCAGAAUUAGUCAAUAAAAUUUAUAAAGAUUUCUCAGAUGAUGAGGCUUAUCCUUUACCUCGUGUUACUGCAGAUCCCACAAACAAAGUUGAUUCUGACGAUAUUAGAAAUAUGAUUUUGGGACACAAUAAAAAUGAAUAUCCAUAUAACGUAGUUUUAUCUCCAAUAAAGAAUAAACAACGGAUAGAAAAAACCAUAAAAUUUAAAGACACAGGAAGUAAAGAGGACGCAAAAACAAAUGAUAUGUAUUCAGAUAACAAAAAUUCUAAAAAAGAAUAUAGCUGUAAAAAUGAUUAUUCAGACGCCUUUUCGGAUGGUUCAGAUUCAUCCAAAUUAGAGACAGCUUCCUUUGUUUGGAAUACGGGAAAUAUGAAUAAAUAUGACAUAACACCAAUCCAUCCUGGCAAAUCUUGCGACCAUUUGCUGAAAAAUAAAUCAAAGUAUAAAAAUGCUAAGGCCAAAGAUUUUCUUUACAUGGAUAACGACGUUACUUUGGACUAUGAGUCCAACAGUUCAUCGACAGAUUGUUGCAAAAGUAAUAGAAAUAUUCCUUUCAUAAAGGAAUAUAAUACAUCUUGUAAAUGUGGAAUGAAAACAACGACACAUGAAAGUGAUUGCUAUGAAUGUAUUGAAAAUAAAAUGGAACAGACUUGUAAACACUUAGAAAAAGUGGCUAGUCGAUAUGAAGAUUAUUUGGCGAAUUAUUGUAGAGAUAACCAAAACGACAACAUACGAAGUCCCACGGAAUAUUUACAAUAUUUAGUGCAGUUAAGAAGGAAAGUUGUGAAAGAAUCUCUUAGUACAUGUAGUACAGGAACAAUAUCGUCCGAUUAG